AGGAUCGGAUCGGACCGGACACCGGAGUGAACCGGGACCCGUUUGGGGAGCCAUUCCUACUUCUCUCCCAAGUUCUUCUCUACCAAGUCCUCAGAUAUUGUUCUACUGAGUCUCACACACCAUCAAGGAAACCUCUGCGUCGUUGUUUUUGCUCUCUCUCUACAAUGGCGACUGUUCCCAUCAAUUUCUCUCACUAAAACACCCACCUUCCACCAUCCACCAUUACAAUCAACCCAAAAUCCAACUACCAAUCUGUUUGUUUCUCGGGAAAAUCGCAUUACUGAGAGCCCAGAUUCCAUCUAUGGCGACCCCGAAACCCCAGCGGUCCCGGGAGGAGUUGGAGGACAUAGUCCUCCGCAAAAUCUUUCUCGUAUCGCUGACCGGUUCAUCGGACUCCGAUUCCCGAGUCAUUUACUUGGAGAUGACUGCGGCAGAAAUUCUCAGCGAGGGGAAAGAGUUAAGGCUCAAUUGCGACCUCAUGGAAUCGAUUCUAAUCGAUCGGCUAUCCGGCAGCUUCCCCGCUGCUGAACCGCCGUUCCAGUACCUGAUCGGGUGCUACAAACGCGCCUACGACGAGGGUAAGAAAAUUGCUUCCAUGAAAGAUAGGAACUUGAAGUCGGAAUUGGAAUCCGUGGUUAGGCAAGCGAAAAAGCUUUCGGUUUCGUAUUGUAGGAUUCAUUUGGGGAAUCCCGAAUCGUUCCCCAAUCCGAAUUUCGAUUCGAACAAGUUGAAUGCCUCGCCUUUAUUGCCAUUGAUCUUCUCAGAGGGUGGCGGUUCAGCUGAUGGGUUUGGAGGAAGUGGGAGUAGUGGUGGAAUUCAGUGCCCACCUGGGUUUUUGGAGGAGUUCUUCACUGACUCCGAUUUCGAUAGCUUGGACCCAAUUUUGAAGGGGUUGUAUGAGGAGCUUAGAGAGAUUGUGCUUAAGGUUUCGGCCCUCGGAAACUUCCAGCAGCCACUGAGGGCUCUGUAUUUUUUGGUUAAGUUGCCGGUUGGUGCAAGGUCACUUGUGAAUCACCCGUGGUGGAUUCCAAAGGGGGUGUACUUGAAUGGACGUGUGAUUGAGAGGACUAGCAUUUUGGGCCCUUUUUUUCAUGUCAGUGCUCUGCCUGAUCAUCCUAUUUUCAAGAGCCAGCCUGAUGUUGGGCAGCAGUGCUUUUCAGAAGCUUCAACUCGUAGACCAGCUGAUCUGCUAUCUUCAUUUGCCACAAUUAAGACAGUCAUGAAUAACUUAUACAAUGGCCUUACUGAAGUUCUUCUCUUACUACUGAAAAAUGCUGACACCCGUGAGAAUGUUCUCGAGUAUCUUGCAGAGGUGAUCAACAAAAACUCAUCAAGGGCUCAGAUUCAGGUAGAUCCUCUUUCAUGUGCAAGUUCAGGCAUGUUUGUCAAUCUCAGUGCUGUCAUGCUUCGGCUUUGUGAUCCAUUUUUAGAUGCAAAUUUAACAAAAAGGGACAAAAUUGAUCCAAAAUAUGUAUUCUACAGUAACCGUUUGGAGUUAAGAGGUUUGACUGCUUUACAUGCAUCGUCUGAAGAAGUUACUGAAUGGAUUAAUAAAGCUAGUAUGGGGAAUACUGAUGGUGAAACUCGCCUUUUACAAUCUCAAGAAGCCACCAGUUCCGGAAAUAGUGUCAACGUGACGCCAAAUAGUGAAAAAGCUAAAUAUUCAUUUAUUUGCGAAUGCUUCUUCAUGACUGCAAGGGUGCUCAAUCUGGGAUUGUUGAAAGCAUUUUCUGACUUUAAACAUUUAGUACAGGACAUUUCAAGGUCUGAAGAUACUCUCGCCACACUUAAAGCCAUGCAAGGCCAGACUUCUUCUCCACAAUUAGAGACAGAUAUAGCUCGCCUUGAGAAGGAAAUAGAGUCGUAUUCGCAGGAAAAGCUUUCUUAUGAAGCUCAGAUAUUAAGGGAUCCGACAGUUAUACAGAGUGCUCUUACUUUCUAUCGUUUGAUGGUGGUGUGGCUAGUUCGCUUGGUUGGUGGGUUUAAAAUGCCCCUGCCAUCAACUAGCCCAAUGGAGUUUGCUUCUAUGCCGGAGCAUUUUGUGGAAGAUGCCAUGGAGUUGCUUAUAUUUGCUUCCCGGAUUCCAAAAGCCUUGGAUGGGGUUUUGUUGGAUGAUUUUAUGAACUUCAUUAUAAUGUUUAUGGCCAGCCCAGAAUAUAUCAGGAACCCUUACCUAAGAGCAAAGAUGGUUGAAGUCCUAAACUGCUGGAUGCCCCGUGGAAGUGGAUCAUCUAUUACAGCGACCCUAUUUGAAGGGCACCAACUAUCUCUUGAGUAUCUUGUGAGGAAUCUCUUGAAGCUAUAUGUCGACAUCGAGUUCACUGGUUCUCACACACAGUUCUAUGACAAGUUUAAUAUUCGCCACAAUAUUGCUGAACUUCUUGAAUAUCUGUGGCAUGUCCCUAGUCAUCGAAAUGCUUGGAAACAGAUUGCUAAGGAAGAGGAGAAGGGUGUUUACUUGAAUUUCUUAAACUUCUUGAUCAAUGAUAGCAUCUAUCUUCUGGAUGAAAGUCUAAACAAAAUUCUUGAACACAAAGAACUGGAAGCUGAGAUGUCAAACACUGCAGAGUGGGAGCGGAGACCUGCUCAAGAAAGGCAGGAGAGAACACGCCUCUUCCAGUCUCAAGAAAAUAUUAUCCGAAUAGAUAUGAAGUUAGCAAAUGAAGACGUUAGUAUGAUGGCAUUUACUACAGAACAAAUUACAGCACCUUUCCUACUUCCUGAGAUGGUUGAAAGGGUGGCCAGCAUGCUCAAUUACUUUUUGUUGCAAUUAGUAGGCCCUCAAAGAAAAUCUCUUAGCUUGAAAGACCCUGAGAAGUAUGAAUUCCGGCCAAAGCAAUUGCUUAAGCAGAUUGUAUACAUAUAUGUUCAUUUGGCAAAGGGUGAUUCAGAAAAUAUAUUUCCAGCUGCCAUCUCAAAGGAUGGUCGGUCGUACAAUGAGCAGUUAUUUAGUGCUGCAGCAGAUGUCCUAAGGCGGAAAAUUGGUGAAGAUGAGAGGAUCAUACAAGAGUUUAUCGAGCUAGGUGCGAAAGCCAAGGUUGCUGCUUCAGAGGCCAUGGACAUUGAAGCUAUUCUUGGGGACAUACCAGAUGAAUUCCUCGAUCCAAUUCAGUACACUUUAAUGAAGGAUCCAGUCAUCUUACCUUCUUCAAGAAUCACGGUAGACCGACCGGUCAUUCAAAGGCAUCUUCUUAGUGAUUCUUCUGAUCCGUUCAACCGAUCCCAUCUUACUGCGGACAUGCUGAUACCAGACAACGAGUUAAAGGCAAGGAUACAAGAGUUCAUUAGGUCCCAAGAAUCGAAGAAGCGCGGGGAAGACUUGAGCACGCAGAGCUCCAAGGCAACGAUACAAACUACAACUAGUGAAAUGCUAAUUGAUUAGGACGUUGUUAAUAGGACGAUUAAGAUUUGUAUCCUUCGGAAAGUAACAGCGGAGAAAUUCUUCAGAAGGUUAUUGCAACUAUAAAUCUUUUAGCUCUUGAAAGGUGAGGUUUGUAAAGUGAAAUUUCGUUUUCAUAAAUUGUUAGACAUAUAAAAUCAAUUGGAAUAAAUUCAAUGGUCUUAAAUA
Molecule: messenger RNA, 3568 nt
Organism: Pyrus x bretschneideri (Chinese white pear)
Lineage: Eukaryota; Viridiplantae; Streptophyta; Magnoliopsida; Rosales; Rosaceae
Product: probable ubiquitin conjugation factor E4
Exons: 16
Coding region: 302-3382 (1026 amino acids)
Biological process (GO): protein polyubiquitination
Cellular component (GO): cytoplasm; ubiquitin ligase complex; nucleus
Molecular function (GO): ubiquitin-ubiquitin ligase activity
Source: RefSeq, a predicted model, not a curated record